AUGGACAGUGUGCGUUCUUUAACGAAACAAAGUCUUUUACCGGAUCAAAUUUACGUGAAUAUUCCAACAGGACCAAUGAAACGACAUCCAGAACGUUCCUAUGAUGAGAUUGAGAUCCCAUUGGAGCUUACAAGUCUCACACCUUUGGUCCAUAUCAAUCGCUGUGUUGAUGACGGUCCUGCCACUAAAUUGCUAGGAGCUCUGAGACUGGAAAACAAUGCGUCGACGCUGAUUAUUACACUUGAUGACGACUUUGUAUACCCUCCAGAGCUCGUGGCUUCUCUGGCGUGGGAAGCUGAAGCGAAGCCAGAUGAUGUACUGGGUGUUUGUGGAUGGGGAAUGCUUCCCAUGUGGCAUCAAGUGGGUGUAGUACCAGCUUAUGUGCCUUACUUUAUGCGUCCCAAUGGACGUUAUGUGGAUAUUUUGCAAGCAUGCUGUGGCAAUGCUUAUCGACGAGGUUUCUUUACAGAUGUAGAAGCUCUUGCGGUGAUUCCACCGGUAUGUGUGACGGUCGAUGAUGUGUGGAUUGCUGGAUAUUUACGGACAGUGGAGCAGAGACGUAGUGCAUUGAUCAGCAAAAGGUUGGAUCCGUUAGAUCCACCGUGGAAAAAGGAGGAAGCACACUCGUCGGAACGACAAAUGACUCUAUCCAGCUAUAACCAUGAACAUCAGGUACACUACAAGUGUGUACAGGCGCUCGAAGCGAAGUUCCAGCGGCGGUGGACGCGCAACUUUGAAGAAAAAGUGGCAGAACUAAAUAAACAAGUCGGCUAG
Messenger RNA from Peronospora farinosa, 774 nucleotides. The record is from the annotation of a GenBank genome assembly. NCBI's taxonomy places the organism in Eukaryota, Oomycota, Peronosporomycetes, Peronosporales, Peronosporaceae.